Messenger RNA from Juglans microcarpa x Juglans regia, 1124 nucleotides. Its product is annotated as CEN-like protein 1. Lineage: Eukaryota; Viridiplantae; Streptophyta; Magnoliopsida; Fagales; Juglandaceae. Gene Ontology annotation, biological process: flower development; vegetative to reproductive phase transition of meristem. The record is from RefSeq and is a predicted model, not a curated record. Bases 308 to 829 code for a protein of 173 amino acids. The transcript is spliced from 5 exons.
UUGAGAACAGGGAUAUCUUAGUACAAACUCAGCGAAUUAACCUUCUUCGAUCUGUAGUGCCAUCCUUCCCAUACUCCUGAAAAGAGACAACUCGGUUCGGAAGCUCGACACACGUCCUUACCCUAUACAGACAGCUUUUAAGUUUUUUCUUCCUUUUUUCUAUGAAUUCAAGAGCUUUAAUAUCUUCAUGGUGCCUAUAAAAACCCUUCUCAUAUUGACAUUCUUAUUGCAUCGACAUUACAACAAAGCACUUCUCCCGCCCCUCUCACACACACACACACACACAUAAGGUAGCAUUUUUUUCUUAAUGUCAAAGCUCAUGGAACCAUUAACUGUAGGGAGAGUGGUGGGAGAGGUGGUUGACAGUUUCACCCCAAGUGUUAGAAUGAAUGUAAUCUACAACUCUAGCAAAAAGGUUGCCAAUGGCCAUGAGCUUAUGCCUUCUGUCAUUAUAUCUAAACCCCGAGCAGAGAUUGGUGGGGACGACAUGAGGAUUGCUUAUACACUAAUUAUGACAGACCCGGAUGCUCCAACCCCUAGCGAUCCAAAUUUAAGAGAACAUCUCCACUGGAUGGUUACAGAUAUUCCUGGCACCACUGAUGCUUCUUUUGGAAAAGAAACUGUGGCCUAUGAGUCUCCGAAGCCAGCAGUUGGCAUCCAUAGGUACGUCUUCUUGUUGUUCAAGCAGAGAGGAAGACAAACAGUGAGGCCUCCAGCCACAAGAGACCAUUUCAACACAAGAAAAUUCUCAGAAGAGAAUGGUUUGGGUCUACCAGUGGCUGCAGUGUACUUCAAUGCACAGAGAGAAACUGCUGCAAGAAGAAGAUGAUUCAAGCAAAGAUAGAAUAAAUCAUAAGAAUAAUAAUGGGACGUCUUCCUCUAUCAGCCAUAUAUAAAGAUUGUUUUCAGUUUCCAUGUUGCGAGUCUUAUCACCAUAGUUUUAGAGUCUGGCACGGGGUAUAUAGUGCUGUCUUGGUUGUUGAACCAACUCAAUUCAUCUUUUUGAUACCAAAAAAACCACACAAUAGGCCGAAAUGAUAGAAAGAGUCCUUUUCGGUCCGCUGUGAAGAUUUAGGUCUCGAUUUGUGUGAUUUGGAACCCUCGAUAAUGGUUUGAUGCGGCUG